UGAAGAUGAAGCAGAUUUAAUAGCAAAAAGAGCCAUUGAAGCUUUAAAUGCUUCUAUUAGGCAAAAACUAAUUACUAUUAUUCAAAAACAAAAUUUUCCAAUUAAAAAAGAAGUAGAAAAACCAAGUAAUCAUAGUGAUAGUCAUGAAAAACCUCCUGUAAAGUCUGGACUUGAUUUACUUAGUAGAAUACAAGCUAGAAAAGAUCGUUUACUGGAGGCUAAUGAUAUAUUUAUUCCUGAUAAUAUGGUAAAUGAAGAAUAUUCAAAACAUGAAUCCUGGCCAACUAGUGUCAAGGAACAAAUGGCAAAAAAAACAAAGUAUUCAUCAUUAGCUGAAGAAAUUAAAAUGUUUUUUAUAUUUAAUGGUAACAUAUCAACAACACAACAAAUCGUUGCAAAUUUAAAAAAAAUUAGCCGUAAUGGAUGA
This is a messenger RNA of Strongyloides ratti, 427 nucleotides long. Its product is annotated as DNA excision repair protein ERCC-6. The record is from RefSeq and is a predicted model, not a curated record. The transcript has a single exon. Lineage: Eukaryota; Metazoa; Nematoda; Chromadorea; Rhabditida; Strongyloididae. The annotation marks the transcript as partial.